UAAGACGCCGUUUCACAAACUCACAAGAACUUGACAUAAAUUUUCAGAACAACAAGAGGGAGGAACAAAAAACAAUGGUUGUAUUACCUCUUUUGUUCCUGUUGGGGGUGCUGUGUCGCUGUGGUCAUGUAGAGGCCCAGUCCAGCACCACUGAAAUGCUGAAACAAGCUGCACUCCAGUUGAAGGAAACUCUGACCUGUGACAAGUGGGACUGCAACUGUACUUUCAAUCGCCAGCGUGGCUGCUGCUGUGCAGCCCCAGAGAUGUACCAAAUAGAGGAGGACACCUUUAUCAGGAUGACAUAUUUGUGGAAUGAUAUCAGCACACUGAAUGACAAAGUACAGGCACUCACAGCUAGCAUGAAGUUUUCCUUCAAAGCCACCAUGGACUCAAAUAUUGCCGUCGUAAUUCCUGGAUCUACUGAACAUUGCUUCGGUCCUUUCAAUACUAAUGUGCCAAUCCCCUACUCCAUCGUCUCUCUUAAUGAUGGAUAUGUCUAUAACCCUUCCUUAGGUGUCUUCACUGCCACUCGUGCGGGAGUUUAUGUCUUUUCCUUUACAGCCUACUCAUCUGUGGAAGCAAAUGGGCGCCUCUACCAUAAAGUCCAGCUGGUAAAGAACGGGAAGCCGAUAAGCGGCGUGUGGGAGAACAAUCGAGAAGACGGUGAAGACAGUGCCAGUCAGGUUGUGAUGCUGGAGAUGAUGAGAGGCGAUCAGGUCUACACAGAGCUGAUAUCUGGCAGGAAGCUCUGUAAACAUCUUGAGUUCAACGUCUUUAGUGGUUACAUGAUGUACCCCUCUAAUGAUGAGUAACACACCAUUAGAUAUCAGGGCUACUUAAAAUUUCUCACUCCAGGACCUUAAAUGAAUCUAUUUAUCCUCGUUCAACUAAACUCCUGAUCCAUGAAGACACACUAGUGUGUUUUGUCAUAUUUUGACCCACCAGAAGUGUUGUGGGACACGCCCCAUAGUAACAACUCCUGCUGUAGAGACAAACAAGAUGCUUGAGUUUGCAGGCAUUUAUGAUCAAACAUAUUUAUGCAUAGCAUGAGUACAGAAAGUCACAUGUUUGGAAGUAUUUGCAUCAUUAGAAAAUAUAUGGGUACGCUUAUAAAUGCAUUACCACACUUAAUGACUGCUGUCUGUGUACAGAGAAAGUGUG
Thunnus maccoyii (southern bluefin tuna) is the source of this 1161-nucleotide messenger RNA. It is a transcript of the gene cbln18, whose product is annotated as cerebellin 18. The coding region runs from base 75 to 812 and encodes 245 amino acids. The record is from RefSeq and is a predicted model, not a curated record. NCBI's taxonomy places the organism in Eukaryota, Metazoa, Chordata, Actinopteri, Scombriformes, Scombridae. The transcript is spliced from 7 exons. Gene Ontology annotation, molecular function: protein binding.